This is a messenger RNA of Labeo rohita (rohu), 917 nucleotides long. RefSeq lists its product as uncharacterized. The transcript has 7 exons. Lineage: Eukaryota; Metazoa; Chordata; Actinopteri; Cypriniformes; Cyprinidae. Bases 34 to 783 code for a protein of 249 amino acids. The record is from RefSeq and is a predicted model, not a curated record.
UUCAACAAGUCUCAGUUCAGGUAACACUCCGGCAUGAAAAAGCACGUCAAAUUCCUUGAAAACAACGAUAAAAGCCGUCUGUACCACAAAAAGUCGUUUUUACCAAGGCCAUCUGGUCUUAACCAUGUGCAAACUGGCAAAACAAACUCAGUAUUUGGACAUAAAAUACAAAGACCUGCAACUGUACAAGUGCCAGAACAAGAUCAGGGCAUUAAAACUAUUCUUAUCCCUAAGACCAUAACUGCUGCUCCAUUUUUACAGCACCCAGGCUUGACACCCGGACAGAAGCGUUUUCUGUACAGUAUCGCAGAGGCGUACAGUAAAGAGCACAUGCGUCAGUUAAUAUGUCAGCACUAUAUGAAUGUGUUACACCGCUGUAUCAGGACAGUGCCAGAUGAGAAUGUGAAUCUAAACGCGAAGCGGCAGAUGUCAACAUACACCACACAAGAGGAGCACACGACAAACUCUCAAAGUACAUCCACGAGAAAGACAAAACAAAGUGGAAAGAGAUCUUCAACCUCAGAUAAAGUAAAAAAAACUACUUUACCUAAAAUCAUCAAUCAUCAAAGAGUGUCUUCUGGAUUUGCAAAAUCAAAUACGAUACAUUUAAGAAAUAAAAGGACUACCAUUGGAAAACAUGCUUCUUCACGAGGAUCACGUCCAUGGGAAGAAGACUUUGAAUGGGAGGCGACUGAAAUGGAUUCAUAUCUUGCUGGACACAUGAGUGGCUUGUCUUUCAAUGAAUCGGAAGACGAUGAUGAGGACUUUCUAUUCCUUACCUAACACAAUCUAUUUUAUUUGUCUUUUAAGAAAAAUAUCUAACAGGAUCAUACCUGAAACACACCCAAGACAUUCCAGUUUUAAGUAAAAAGCUGUUUGAGACAUUUCAAAAUAGUCAUUUUGAUAAUGUGUUUAAU